AUGGAGAAAUCAAAGAUCAAGUCAAUCUUGCCGAAGCCAACGCCUUCACCUUCAGGAUGUAUAUCACCUCUGUCGGGAAUGCAUGGAGAUAAUUCGCAUAUUAGGAAGAGGUCGUCGAUUGAUGGAGAAGAAUUUAAUGUAUCAAAAAAACAAAGGUCAAGAUCUAAAUCAUCACGGAUAUUGGACAAGUCGACGAAGCAGACGGGCCACAGGCCAGUUACUUCCUGUACGUUUUGUCGACAACAUAAAAUUAAAUGUAAUGCUUCAGAUAACUACCCAAAUCCUUGUCAAAGAUGUGAUAGAAUGGGCUUGAAAUGUGAGAUUGAUCCUGAAUUUAGACCUAAGAAAGGAUCACAGAUUCAAUCAUUGAAAAGUGACGUAGAUGACUUAAAAGCCAAAAUUGAGUUGUUGACAAAGAAUGAAACGCUACUUACUCAAGCUUUGAAUCAACAUAACAUGAACUUGAUGCAACAACAGUCCGUAAAUGUGAACCAAUCUCCUUUUCAAGAGUCAAACUUUCAGUUUGACCAGUCACCUAAUUACCAUUCUUCGCCAUCAGUCAAAUUAAAUGAUUCCUUAGAGAAUAAUAAUAGUAACAAUAAUAAUAAACUUGCUCCUGUGAAUAUUUUUCAUGAAAACUCAGAUAAUUCGCCUGCAUCAACAGCUAAGGAUUCUAAUACAGAACUGCUCAACUAUGAACAUGUAUCUGAAUUUGUCUUAGGUGAUGUAAGGUUACCAUUAGAAAAAGCAAACGAACUUCAUGAUAGAUUCAUGCAAAAGAACUUACCUUUCAUACCUAUUUUUACCUCAAAUUCUGCCAAUGAGUUAUAUCAUAAAUCUCAGUUAUUGUUCUGGACUGUUAUGUUGACGGCAUCUUUAUCAGAAUCGGAACCUACUUUGUAUAUGUCACUUGCGUCGUUAAUCAUGCAAUUAGCGAUAGAGACUUGUUGGAUAAGGACACCAAGAUCUACUCAUGUAAUUCAAGCAUUGAUAAUAUUAUCCAUUUGGCCGUUACCAAAUGAAAAAGUUUUAGAUGACUGUUCUUAUAGGUUUGUUGGACUUGCAAAAAACUUGGCAUUACAACUAGGUUUACAUAGGAGUGGUGAGUUUAUUCAAGAAUUUCUGAGGACUCAAGUUAGUUUGGGACCUGAUGCUGAACGUUGGAGAACCCGGUCUUGGUUAGCCGUUUUCUUUUGUGAGCACUUUUGGUCCUCAGUUCUUGGAUUACCACCUUCAAUUAAUACUACUGAUUAUUUGUUAGAGAAUGCAAGGAUUGACACCACAUUACCAAAAAAUUUUCGUUGUUUGAUAUCAUUAUCAAUAUUUCAAUGCAAACUAGUGAAUGUCAUGGGUAUUUCAGUAACGCGACCAGAUGGAUUGCUAGACCCACUUAACAGGGCAAGUUCUUUAAACUUGCUAGACAGAGAAUUGGAGAGGUUAAGAUUUAAACUUUCGAUCGAUGAUUCUUCAGUUGAGGUUUAUUAUUUGUAUAUUAAAUUGAUGAUCUGUUGUUUUGCCUUCUUACCGGGCACGCCUAUUGAAGAUCAAGUUAAAUAUGUCAGCGCUUCUUACAGUGCUGCUACACGUAUCAUUACGAUAACUUCUCAGAUGAUAAAUACAGGAAUCCUGUUGAUCGAGUUGCCCAUUUAUGUUAGACAAGCAAUUACUUAUUCUGUAUUUUUAUUAUUUAAGUUGCACUUGUCUAGGUACUUAGUUGAGAAAUAUGUUGAUAGCGCCAGACAGCUGAUUGUUACAGUUCAUAGAUUGUUAAGAAAUACAUUGCUGUCAUGGAAGGAUUUACAGAAUGAUAUAUCAAGAACUGCAAAAGUGCUAGAGAAUUUGAACAUAGUUCUCUAUACUUAUCCAGACAUCUUUCAAAAUGAUGAAGCUGGCGGUAGUAUUAUCACUAGAAUGAGGUCUCAUUUGACUGCUUCACUAUUUUAUGACCUUGUGUGGUGUGUUCAUGAAGCAAGGAGAAGGACAUUACUAGAUAAGAAUAAAUCUAGGCCUAUUCAAGUUGAACCUAGCGAUGAUCCCGAAGAAAGAAGACCAAGACCGUUGCCUUUUUAUAAUCAGAUUACAAAGGACCAUUUCAACACAAUAACAAGCAUAACUCCUAAUGGAACUACUAUUACUACAUUAGUGCCAACGGAUUAUGCAAUGAACGAGGCAAAAGUAAAUGCUGCGGGUAUGAACAAGCCUUUAGAGAUAAACGGUAUUCCCUUGUCGAUGCUAGAAGCAACUGGAAGUGUCAGAGAUACUUUGAAGAAUGAACCAGCUCAGUCUCCUGAAUACCACCACGUUCAAAUGCUUGACCCAAUCCAACAGCCAAUGAUCAUUUCUCAUGAGACGGCCAUAGAACAUAGGUCUCCCAUAGAAGUGGAGCAGCUUAACGGUAUAGCUAAUCAAAUGGAUUCAUUUUUCCAGCAGCAGUCUAAUGGCUGGUUAAACAAUGACAACUAUCAGGAUGAUGAUUUCUUAGGCUGGUUUGAUGUUAAUAUGCUUCCAUAA
This is a messenger RNA of Priceomyces carsonii, 2511 nucleotides long. It is a transcript of the gene SEF1, whose product is annotated as Sef1p. Gene Ontology annotation, molecular function: zinc ion binding; transcription cis-regulatory region binding; DNA-binding transcription factor activity, RNA polymerase II-specific. Gene Ontology annotation, cellular component: nucleus. The record is from RefSeq and is a predicted model, not a curated record. Gene Ontology annotation, biological process: regulation of DNA-templated transcription; DNA-templated transcription. The coding region runs from base 1 to 2511 and encodes 836 amino acids. NCBI's taxonomy places the organism in Eukaryota, Fungi, Ascomycota, Pichiomycetes, Serinales, Debaryomycetaceae. The transcript has a single exon.